AAGAGCAGGCACCUGGCCACGCACCUGGCCACACACCUGUCCGGAGCCCGCCGCCCCCCUUCUCGACACAAGAAUGGCGGGCUCCCAGCUGCCGCCGGCACUUCUAUUGCUGGCUCUGGUGCUACUGCUGCUGCUGAAACCUGGUUCCGGAAAUUCCACGGUCACCUCUAUAGGGGUUACAACCUCAGAGAUGGAGAACUUGACUUCCAAACCUCCGCCUUCUCCCUCCAGCCACAGCUCCCUUAGUUCAGUGGAAAACCACACCAGCCAAGAGAGCCCAAAGACAGAUUUCACCCCGCAUCCUAGCACCCCCAGUUCAGAGGAACAUCCCACAACCAUCCACAGCCUCUCAAAUUCAGAGGCAACCUCCACCAUCCAGCCCACCGCCUCACAACCAGAGACAGUCACCCACCCCAGCUCCGGCUCCCCCAGUUCAGAGCACACCCUCACCUCCCACUCCAGCCCCCUGAGUUCCAUCUCCUUGACCACCCUGCAUCAGAGCCCCACUCACCCCAACCCCAGCACAGUGCCUUCCUCUGUGUCCUCGGCCACCAUUAAUGGGAUAUCUGUGUCCUCUGGCCUUGGUGACACCAGGGCCCCUGAGUUGCACAGGAAUCCAGGUGUGGUGGUGGCCGUGUGUCUGCUGGUAUCUGUUUUGCUCAUCGGAUGUGUGAUAAUGGCCGUGAGGCGCUGCCACAAAGGCGUGUCUGAGUUCCAGAAGCUGGAUGAGGAGCUUGUGAGCCGAAGGUCAUCUUCUGCCCAUCACACACUGGAGUAAUCCUCAAGAGGCUGAUGGCUGUGGGGUGGGGGCUUGGAUGGGGCUGGGGUGUCUGGAGAGGGGCAAGGCUGCAGAAAUAAAGCCCCUGCUAUU
Messenger RNA from Hippopotamus amphibius kiboko, 871 nucleotides. It is a transcript of the gene CIST1, whose product is annotated as colon, intestine and stomach enriched 1. Lineage: Eukaryota; Metazoa; Chordata; Mammalia; Artiodactyla; Hippopotamidae. The record is from RefSeq and is a predicted model, not a curated record. The transcript has 4 exons. Bases 74 to 778 code for a protein of 234 amino acids.